Messenger RNA from Macrobrachium nipponense, 1605 nucleotides. RefSeq lists its product as uncharacterized. The record is from RefSeq and is a predicted model, not a curated record. The transcript is spliced from 2 exons. The coding region runs from base 92 to 1192 and encodes 366 amino acids. Lineage: Eukaryota; Metazoa; Arthropoda; Malacostraca; Decapoda; Palaemonidae.
GGUGUUAUCAGAGAGGGAGCUGCAGAUUCUAGCUCUUUGUAUUGUAGCUUACGAGAAACGUAAGCAGCCGAGAAGGAAGAAAAAGGUUUGGAUGAAGGAAUGGCUAGCAAAAAGAGAAGUACUAUCACACACAAACCUGUUGUCACAUUUAGUAUGGGAGCCUCAUGAUUUCUUUAACUAUCUACGAAUGGAUGACUCUACAUUUCGUAAGCUUCUAGACCUUGUGGCACCACAUAUACAGAGGAAAGACACUUGCAUGAGAUCUGCUAUAUCACCAAGGGAUAGACUUGCUGUAACUCUCCGGUAUUUAGCAACAGGAAGGUCUUACGAAGACCUGAAAUUCAGCGUAGCAAUAUCACCACAAGUUUUGGGACGCAUAAUUCCAGAAACAUGCGAAGUUAUAUGGAAGGUAUUAAGGAAAGAAUAUAUGAAGUUCCCACAUUCGAAGGAGGAAUGGUGCCAGAUUGGUCAAGACUUCGAAGAAAUGUGGCAGUUCCCUAAUUGCCUGGGCGCUGUAGACGGGAAACAUGUAGCAAUUGUUCCUCCCCCUAAUUCAGGAUCUUUCUUUUACAAUUACAAAGGAUUUCACAGCAUGGUUCUCAUGGCAGUCGUUAGCGCAAAUUAUGAAUUUAUAUUGUGUGACUUUGGCACUAAUGGGAGAAUUUCGGACGGUGGUGUAAUUGAGAACACACAGUUUGGGGAGAAGUUAGCCAACAACACACUGAAUAUACCAGAUCCCGUAAUAAUUAGAUCCUCAAAUCGGACCUUGCCUUUUGUAUUUGUGGGUGAUGACGCAUUUGCAAUGAGACCAAAUUUUCUGAAGCCAUUUAGUCACACAACAGGAAAGAAGGAGGAACAAGUAUUCAAUUAUAGAUUGUCUCGUACCCGCCGCGUUGUGGAGAGUACAUUCGGAAUAUUAGCCUCUAAAUUCCGCAUAUUCCAUUCCCCCAUAAAUCUCGAUGCAGAGAAUGCAGUUUCUGUGGUCAAGGCUUGCUGUAUGUUGCACAACUUUCUUCGGCGAGAGAGGGGUAACCGUAAUAACAGGGCCUGCAACAUCCUUUCUGAUACCCAGCUAAAAGAAGAAAUGGAAAAGGCAUUCACCCCAUUAGCUAACACAUUACCUAUGAGGCAAAGGAAGUACGUAACUUGUAUUUGGAGUACUUUAAUCAGGAGGGUAGGGUUGAUUGGUUGAAUGAUAAGAUGUAAUGAUGAGUCAUUGUGCAGGCUAAAUAUCCACAUACGUGGUUAACUCUUAUCACUUAAUGUUUAUUACUGCUUAUGUCAAUCUAUAUCCCAACAGUAGGAGAUUUUUGUACCAUUGGAAUGUGUGAGGGUUAUGUAAGAAAAUACAUUUAUAUGUAUUACAGGCAAUUAUGAAAUAAAGGUGUGCAUUUAUAUUCAGUAUAAUGAAUUAUUACCUAUAUUUACUGAGUAUUAUUCCUUUCACGCUCAGGUGACAUAAUUCAUUUUUCAGGUUAUUAUUAGAAUAUUUUAUUCAGAUUAGGAAAUGUAUAUGGAUGACAAAGGGAAGAUUGCGCAAGUCUUUACACUUUUAAGUUUUUUUAUAUUCGUCUAGAGCUCUAUACAAUAGUUUGAUGAUUCCAA